GCAGCUCCCGAAUUCCUUCCUUUCAAGAUCUACCUACCGCAAUGAGGUCCCUGGUCCUUUUGGCAGUGAUGGGGCUGUGCUCCCCCUCGGUUCUCCCCCAUCAGGCCUCCUACACCCCAUUCCCCAGCUACUCCUACGGCGGCACCUACCAGCCCAAGUACGUGGGUCCUCUGGCUUCCUCCGUUCCAGCAGGCGUCGGCGGGAAAGUCAUCCCCGUCUCGGACACUUACGAGGUGGCUGCGGCUCGCCAGGCCUUCUUCGACGCCUACCAGAAGCAACUGGCGGCCGUCGGCGCCUAUGGGCGCUACGCUGCCGCCCCUGUCUACCACCACCAAGCCCCUGUGCACGCCGUGGUCCACGCCCCUGCAUACCUCCCAGCAGCCUCCUACGCCCACACCAUCCCUUCGGCGGUCGUGGUGGCCAACGGCCACGUCCAGGACACUCCGGAGGUGGCGUCCGCCAAGGCGCAGUUCUUCCACCUCUACAACAAACAGGCCGCUGCAGCAGCCGCCGCUCCUGACGACUACGUCGUCAAAGGGAACGACUACUAUCACGGUCACCACUACUGAAGGAGGAGAGGGCGAAAGGAAUGGUGUGGAAACGUAACUAGCUUUUCAGUGGAAGAAUCUUAUGUCUGCAGACAUCAUGGUCUUCUACUUUUCAAAGACGAUGAAGUAGUUCGUGGAUAUUUUAUUUAAUGUUAUUAUCAUUGAAUAAUGGUCUUCUAGUGUACCAGAGCUCAUUGUCGGCUUUAGG
Messenger RNA from Macrobrachium nipponense, 756 nucleotides. RefSeq names its product cuticle protein CP1499-like. The record is from RefSeq and is a predicted model, not a curated record. NCBI's taxonomy places the organism in Eukaryota, Metazoa, Arthropoda, Malacostraca, Decapoda, Palaemonidae. Bases 42 to 569 code for a protein of 175 amino acids. The transcript has 2 exons.